AUGAAACUUUUCUACGUAGUAACUUUUCAUGUCUACAAACUCAACAGUGGGACCUAUAUUCAUACUGAUGGAAGGACGAUGUGGUUUUUGGCAAAGGGAAUAUGCAAAGUCACUGAAUGGGUCUCCAAUCAAGCAAGGCGCCACCACGAAUCACACUUAGGUCAGGGAGAGUUAAUUGGUGAGAGAAACAUUUUGAAGCAUCGAUGGAAAGGCAAACAGCUGCCGCUCAUGUGGCCAAAAAGAAGAUAUGAGACAUCAACGUACUGCGAAAUAAUUGAAAUCAGCGAGAAGGUUAUUGGAGAGCUUAUAAAACUGGAGCCAGCGAUUUACAGAAUCAUCAACAAUGAAGUGCAAGCUGAGAGAUUGAUCACAGAACUGAGACAUAUUCACAAGCAAAGAGACAUCACCACAGAGAGUUUCUGGAGCACAUUUUCAAGCAGUGGGAAAUCUUUGUUAAACACGGAGAAACUAACUGUUCCUGAAGGACGGGUAGGGAUUGUUGGGUGCUGGACUCAAAUUACUUUAGUGGCUCCGCGAAAAGCUCUCGAUAAGGACCUUUACAUUCGAGGUCCAGCAACGCUGUGGGUUGAACCAGCAGAUCCAAGAGGGGCUGGAAUGGUUUUCUUUGAUAAAGUCCGCUACGAAGAUUACGCCGCCACCAUGCACGAAGCAAGCUCUUGCAUAUCAUUUGUUCAUGAAGGUCCUUCGAAGAAGCUGCUUGCGUUUUCCGUUGAAGAUUAA
Necator americanus (New World hookworm) is the source of this 741-nucleotide messenger RNA. RefSeq lists its product as uncharacterized. Lineage: Eukaryota; Metazoa; Nematoda; Chromadorea; Rhabditida; Ancylostomatidae. The transcript has 7 exons. Bases 1 to 741 code for a protein of 246 amino acids. The record is from RefSeq and is a predicted model, not a curated record.